AUGAGCCAGGAAAGCAUGAUGCACCUUGCGUUGGUACACGUCCUCUGUUCGGCCGUGCCAACUUUGACCCCUGCAGGUGGUACCGCCUCAGCUCAGCUAUCGUUCCCUAGGCUGAGAACAAGAGUAUGGCGUGCAUGUGAAAUAUGCCGAAAGCGCAAGAUCAAAUGCGAUGGCCAGGAUCCAUGUGCUUUUUGUUCUACGAACAAGAAGGAUUGUACAUUCAAAGAAAUAACGGAUUAUGCUUCUGGAAGUCGCCAGAUAACAAACAAUUUUGAAACCCGACUAGCGCAGCUGGAGAAGAUCGUUAUGCCGAUGACGACCGUUUUCGAAAAAUGGGCCAAGGAGAACAUACCGGAAAUGAUCAUAUUACCCAGUGAACCAGACGCGCUGACGGAGCCGAUAUCUUCGCCCGAGACUGCUUUCGAAAGCGGGGAACAAGAAGAACAUACAUUGACGGACCGAUUUUCCCACUUGACAAGGGAUUCAUUGGGUAACCUGCGCUUCAUAGGCGGCGCGUCGUCCCUAGUUUUAGUAGAGGCGCUGCGGUCAUUGCGAGCUUCCCAGACCCCCGAUACUUCACCAGUUUCUCUUCAAUCCGAAACCGUGAGUAAAAGCACUGAAAACUUCCCAAGGGAACUACCGUUCUUUCGACCAAAUGUGCAUUUUCGACGAUUCGAUGUCCUGGCGGCCCACUCAGGAAAACCAUCAGGCGAUCAUGCCUUUCUUUCAUCCUUGUUCGCGGUCUUUGCCUGUGCACAGAGCUUGUCUGCUGAGAAAGCUCCAGCUCCGGCAUCAGAACAAGGCUGGAAAUGGACGGUACCGUCUGAAUACGCAGGGCUCGAGUUAGUUUGGACUUAUCACUAUAACUUGGGACCAGAACGAUCGCCAAAACGACUUCGAUUUUCUGAAAUUGCAAAAGAACAGAGAAGGAGAAUUUGGUGGUGUGUAUACGGUUUAGAUAGGGUGCUCUCUAUUUCCCUUGGGCGUCCCGGAGCAACAAACGAAGACGACUGCGAUGUCGAAUAUCCCUCCCAGGUUGACGAUGAUGACCUCGAAGCAUAUUGCAGGGGUCAAAUCAAAGAAUCGCAAACGUCAUACAUGUGCGGUUUCGUGGCCCUGCUCAAGAUAUACGUUGUCGCUGGAAAGAUUGUCCGUUCUGCGCACUCUUUGCAGCUCUUACGAGAGAUGGACGGGACAAAAGCCCAGAUACCUCAGGUUAUACAUCAUCUAGAUGUCAUGUUAGAGGAUUGGAUUGAGUCUCUGCCUCCAAACGUCAAGUAUGCUGCGAACGAAGCAGGGAAUCCUAAAAUGCUCACGCUGUGUUUGAUUGCUUUCUUCGUAUAUUACUCUGCGACCAUUAAUUUCCAUCGGCCGUUCAUUCCCUAUCCGAAAGAGGUCCAUCCGACUAGCGAAGCCUCGUUGACGAAGUGUGUGAGCGCAGCACGCGCUUGUAUAAGAAUUGGAGAUAUGGUGAAGGGUACACUCCCUACUUCUCACCAUUUGGCAUACGCAGUACAACAGGUGUGCAUUUCCGGGGUAAUACUGUUACGGGUAGUAACCCAAGUGACCGACUCUGUGCUUGUCAACGUUAUUCUUGUUGAUGCGGAGAAGUGUUGCAGUAUGCUGAAAGGCAUGCAGGACGUGUGGUCAGGUGCAAAGCGCUGCAAGGAGAUUGUCGCGGAACUUCUCAACGUAGUGAAAGCAAAAUGGGAUCAGAUCAAGCAUACUUUUACGGUCGAGAAAAGGAAAGCUGAGGAUAAAGGAUCGUCAAGGGAAACCCGGAUGCGCCUGGAUCUGCUGGGGACAGAUGUAUUCACAGCAGAAGAUCACGCAAUGGAGGAAACGCGGAUAUCAAACUCCGGUGCGCCACACGCUACCGACGGGCUGCCUGGAGAGUUUGAGCGUGACAUGUCUCUGCUGGAUCCUGGGGCCUUAAAUCCGUCUUUUUACGGUUAUGAUUUUUUGGGUAACGACUUGGAAGUGAUACUGGGACAUGUCCUCGGAGAGGAUGAGGCCCAAAGCAGUAUUUACGAUGCUCAGAUGCUGUGGGAAGCGUGGGAAGGAGAAAGCUCGUUGUCAUGA
Molecule: messenger RNA, 2082 nt
Organism: Desarmillaria tabescens
Lineage: Eukaryota; Fungi; Basidiomycota; Agaricomycetes; Agaricales; Physalacriaceae
Exons: 20
Coding region: 1-2082 (693 amino acids)
Biological process (GO): DNA-templated transcription; regulation of DNA-templated transcription
Molecular function (GO): DNA-binding transcription factor activity, RNA polymerase II-specific; DNA binding; zinc ion binding
Source: RefSeq, a predicted model, not a curated record